Messenger RNA from Scedosporium apiospermum, 1689 nucleotides. RefSeq lists its product as uncharacterized. The record is from RefSeq and is a predicted model, not a curated record. Gene Ontology annotation, biological process: transmembrane transport. NCBI's taxonomy places the organism in Eukaryota, Fungi, Ascomycota, Sordariomycetes, Microascales, Microascaceae. Gene Ontology annotation, molecular function: transmembrane transporter activity. The transcript is spliced from 4 exons. Bases 1 to 1689 code for a protein of 562 amino acids.
AUGUCUCCAUCAACGGCUUCCCACGAUCUCAAGUCCAAAAAGGACAAGUUGGAUGUUGAGUUUAACGAACAAUCCACGGCGACAUCUUCGACUGUCGAGGUAGAGACCGAGAAGAAGCGAGAUACUGGUACCGAUGAAGAAGUUGCCGUUGCAGAAUCUGUGCCGCAGGAUUCCGGCGACUACCCAUCAGGUCUCAAGCUCACAUUCAUCGUGGUUGCGCUUGUACUCAGUGUCUUUCUCUUUUCUCUGGAUCAGACCAUCGUUGCAACCGCCAUUCCAAGGAUUACUGACGAGUUCAAAAGCAUCGACGACAUCUCGUGGUAUGGUUCGUCCUUCUUCAUGACACUUGGGGGAUUCCAAUCUAUGUGGGGGAAAGUGUACAAAUAUUUCCCCCUUAAGAUCAGCUUCCUGAUGGCCAUUUUCAUCUUUGAACUUGGGAGCUUGAUCUGCGGUGUCGCUCCAAACUCUCCCGCCCUGAUUGUUGGGCGUGCUAUUGCUGGCGUUGGCGCCGCGGGCGUCGGGUCCGGAGCGUACACAAUUAUUGCUUUCGCUGCUGAGCCCAAGAAGAGAGCCACCUUAACCGGGGUUAUUGGCGCCUCAUAUGGCCUCGCCGCUGUUACUGGGCCACUCAUUGGCGGAGCGUUUACGAAUACGGUCUCCUGGCGGUGGUGUUUCUAUAUCAAUCUCCCGAUCGGUGGUCUCGCCGCUUCCAUCAUCUUACUUUCCUUCAAAGCUCCUCCGGCGGCGAAACCGGCUGAGGCUACGCUCCGGGAGAAGUUUCUGCAAAUGGACCCCCUGGGGACCGCGCUCAUUAUGGGCGCCGUCAUAUCCUUCCUCGUUGGUCUUCAUUACGCUGGUUUAGGGAAGCCGUGGAAUUCCAGCACCGUCAUCGGCUUACUCGUCGGCUGUGGUCUCAUGGCCAUUGCCUUUGGGUUUCUCGAGUCCGUCCAAGGCGAACGCGCGAUGUUGACACCGCGUCUUAUGCGCAUGAGAAACGUCUGGGUCAACGGCAUAUACGGGGCCUUCUUCGCUGGUUCGUACUUCGUUCCGUUGUACUAUCUACCCAUUUACUUCCAGAGCAUCGACAACGCGACGCCCAUUGGCUCAGGUGUGCGCAAUUUGCCGCUCAUCAUUGCCUUUACAAUUGCCACCAUUGGCUCGGGUGGAAGCAUCUCGAAGACGGGCAUUGCAACCCCCAUACUGCCAGUCGGCUCUGCUAUCGCCACCAUCGCGGCCGGUCUUCUCUAUACUCUCGACAUCGGGACUGGGGCAGGCAAAUGGAUUGGCUACCAGAUUCUUGCCGGCUUUGGAUACGGCCUGUCGUUCCAAGUCCCGAUCAUCGUGAGCCAGGGAACUGCUGACCCUAGCGACUUGGCUUCUGUGACAGCUAUUAUCCUAUUCUUCCAAACCAUCGGCGGUGCAGCUCUGAUUGGGGCCGCGCAAUCCGGCUUCGUCAACCAGCUCUUGAACAAGCUUCCCAGCACCGCGCCGGGCGUCAAUCCCGCUCUAGUCGUGGCCGCUGGCGCCACUGAGCUGCGCGAGGUAUUUUCGGCAGACGAUCUGGAUGGUAUCCUUGUUGCGUACAUGGCAGGUAUCAAGGUUGCUUUUGCAAUUACUAUCGGGGCCGUGGGCUUCUCGUUCCCAAUAAGCUUGCUUAGCAAGUGGAAGAGAAUCUCAACAGCAGCUUAG